Messenger RNA from Asterias rubens (European starfish), 2423 nucleotides. RefSeq names its product octopamine receptor 1-like. Gene Ontology annotation, biological process: chemical synaptic transmission; adenylate cyclase-inhibiting G protein-coupled acetylcholine receptor signaling pathway; G protein-coupled receptor signaling pathway, coupled to cyclic nucleotide second messenger. The transcript has a single exon. Gene Ontology annotation, cellular component: membrane; dendrite; synapse. Gene Ontology annotation, molecular function: G protein-coupled acetylcholine receptor activity; G protein-coupled serotonin receptor activity. The record is from RefSeq and is a predicted model, not a curated record. Lineage: Eukaryota; Metazoa; Echinodermata; Asteroidea; Forcipulatida; Asteriidae. Bases 49 to 1152 code for a protein of 367 amino acids.
ACUAAUAAGCGUGUGUCUCGGUACGAGCGCCGUGUUAAUAGAGCGACGAUGUGCAACUCGACAAUCGCAGCCGUGGGCUGCGCGUACAUACUCGGAAAGAAUGUUUCCGAUGAGGAGGGAUUCGACGAGGCGGACAGCUCCAUGGAGUCCUCGUCUAGCUUUCUCACAACCUCGGACCCCGAGGUUUUCAACCCAAUAAACUUCCUACUCUGGCUGUUAUGGACUCUUAUAGUCGGCGGUAAUAUCCUAGUCAUGUCCGUAAUCAUUAGAGACAAGGAACUUCUACUAAAACCCGCCAAUAUAUUCAUCUUGAACCUUGCAGCCUCCGACCUGUUGGUGGGGAUUAUCUCCAUGACUUUUCAGAAUAUCUGGCAGCUCAAAGAGGACUGGAUUUUCGGGGAGCUCAUGUGUAAGUGCUGGACCAUCGUGGACUUCUCCGCCGCUACCCAGUCCGCCUUCGCCAUCGUGCUCAUUAGCUUCGACCGUCUGAUGCUCGUCUCCACGGGUCUGAAAUACAAGCAGUACAUCACUAUUCCCAAAACAUGCAUCCUGGUCAUUGUGACAUGGGUCAUCUCCCUCCUCAUAAACGCCAUUCCUAUUUUACUCUCAGAUAAGCUGUUCGGCCCCUGGGUGAACUACUCUAACGAGUGCGAUUUCGGGGUGUCGUACCAACUCGGAUACCAAUGGCCAAUGUUCGUUCUGUCUUUCAUUGUACCUAUUGUGCUCGUGGCAUUUUUCAAUAUAACCGUCUAUAAUAACAUUCGGCAGAGAGCGAGACGUUUCCAGGGCAGGAGUACUUCUGACUUUAAGAAACAUCGCAAGGCGGCUGUCACCUUAGCCUUAAUCGUAGGGGUGUUCUUGAUCUGCUGGGUGCCAUAUUGGAUUAACAAAUUCGCCCAAAUCAUUAACAUAGACAAUCUUGACAACAAAGUGUUGUCAGAUGCUUUAGCGUACUUACUGUGGUCCAACAGCGCCAUUAACCCCUUUCUGUACGCGGUGACGAACCCGCGGAUAAGGUCCGGCAUGCUGCACAUUUUACGCAAACCGUUACCGAAGAGGUGGACUGCGAACAACAGACGACAGCGAGGAACACUCGAUUACAACCUUGGCGAGACGAAUAUGACAAAGAUAACCCGUCAAGAUGGGGAUUAAUGGGGUUUGAUCCUGGAGACAUUUGUACAGGCGGGGAGUGUGUGUUGUGUCUACAAGGCGAGUAAUACGCAACGUGGGUUGCUAUCUUCUGAUGAAGGCGGUUGGUAUCCUCAUCCGUGAACUACUUGUUGCGACGCGUCUGCUCCAUCUCAUCCCUGCCCGUAAAUGUGUAUUCAUGUGUGUGAGGGUGUUUUUUACAGUGAAAGGUAACCGUUUUAGUUUUUAAUCACGAACCAACGGGGUUGAAAGAAUGUAAGUAGGUCAAUUAAUUAACGCAACACCAAGUUUAUAACAUGUAUUACCCAGCAUGUACGCACCAAGCGUGUGUUGAAGCUGUACAAAUCUACAAAAGCCAUACAACCUUCGGCAUUUAUUAAUUUAAUUAUAAGCUUAAUACAAAGUCCCACGGACAUGCUUUGUUACCCGCAAGAAUCCUAUUAAUAUAAUGAAAUAUUCAUACAUACGUUGAAAAGCUUAAAAUAUAAUCGUCUAUAUACAAUAAUCUUCCCCAUGGCGAGGGUUAGCUUUUGUAUAAAAAAAAGUGUAAACAUCUCCGUCCUUGUAAUAUGAAAAUCCUGUCAAAUUAAUUAAUUUCAAGAACUGAUAAUAGACUCCCCACUUAUGCUUAAUAUCGUGAGUUGGUUAAAAGCAUAAGAUAUGUAGGUUGGACAAAGCAAUUUGUAAUUUGAAAAGAACGACUCAAUGUUCAAAUCAAUAAUAAUAUUGAUGAGAUUGUGUACACUCAGAAAAAAUUAAACUGUCAGUACGAAAGGGCACCUUUGUAUAACUACUGGUACAGGUCACUUGAGUAUAAUUCCGUCAGAUAUACUGCCAUCUCCGUAAUGAAAUUGAGUAGACACCCAAUUCCAGGAGAAAUAAGCUUGCAAAACAACAAUUUUAAAAAAGGGCGCCUCAGCGUGUCAUGCCCACAUGUAAUUGAUGCCUUUUUUUGGAGCGUAUAGGUUUGUGUUCCACCAGUUCGUGACACGCGUGUCCCUGUGCAGGGCACUUAACUAUAAUUGCUCUCACUUUAGAGUUGGGCAGUACUCUUUUAUGCUUGUUCUGUAAUGCCUGCAUUACAGAAAAGAUAUUAAAAAAGAGAGACAGAUAGAGAGAUAAGGAAUUGACAGUGAAAUUGCUCAACAGUCCAACAGUCACCUUGCACGUGAACAGUACACUCUGAAGAUACCUUGUAUAAACUAAGCUGUUUCUUCUUCUUCUUUAAGGAAGUGGACACUAUUGGUAAUUGUCAAAGACUAGCCUUUACAGCU